Messenger RNA from Zea mays, 654 nucleotides. RefSeq lists its product as uncharacterized. The transcript has a single exon. NCBI's taxonomy places the organism in Eukaryota, Viridiplantae, Streptophyta, Magnoliopsida, Poales, Poaceae. The record is from RefSeq and is marked predicted. Bases 95 to 394 code for a protein of 99 amino acids.
CCGAGCGGAUCGCGGUCGGUCACUGCAUACAGAAGCACUCUUUGUCUUGGCGAGAGCAACAAAGGAAGGCGACCCACCAACGCGAGAAGGAUAGAUGGAAGGUCUGAUCCCGUUCGUGAUCGACGUGAUCAGGAGGAGCCACGGGCGCGGCGGCAGCGGCUACCGCUCCGUCUCGUCGGACGGCGGCAGCUCCCGCGGCGGGGGCAGCAGGCGCCACCUCAUCGACUACUCGGAGCUGCCCGACGCCGCAGCCGCUUCCGCGGCGAGCGUCGGCGCCGCCGACUGGCCGCCGUCCGGCACGGUGCACCGCCGCGCGCGGUCGGAGUACGCGGACUCGACGGUCGUCGGGCGUCGCAGCGAGGAGCACGCCGGGCCGGCUUAUCGCCGGAAAUGAGGGGGCCGGCGACGCGCAUGCAGCCUCUCAACUUUGGAGGAUGCAUCGUGAGCGUCAGCCGUUCAGCAUGUUUGGGUUGCUGGUUGAUUAGUUCGCUACAGAUUUGCUCUGUUUGAUAAUUCGUUUAGCACCGCAUUGUAAUCUAAACAAAGGUGCGAACUUGUGAGCGAAACAAGGUGCUCACGGCUUGCGUUCUCAGAAGGUCAAAGUGAAAGCAUCUCUAGUUCUCUACUACUAGUAUACAGUAUUCGUUGUUGUUC